Molecule: messenger RNA, 690 nt
Organism: Trichoplax adhaerens
Lineage: Eukaryota; Metazoa; Placozoa; Uniplacotomia; Trichoplacea; Trichoplacidae
Exons: 3
Coding region: 1-690 (229 amino acids)
Biological process (GO): translation
Cellular component (GO): ribosome; mitochondrial large ribosomal subunit
Molecular function (GO): structural constituent of ribosome
Source: RefSeq, a predicted model, not a curated record
AUGGCUGGCUGGAUGAGAUUGAAGAACUUUCUGCAUGCCUUUCCUAUCAGGCAAAAUUCCAUGCAAGAUUUGAUUUUUCAGGGUCUACGAGCUGUAACAUCAGCCCCUGCUACCGAUGUAGUGGCUCCAGAAGCUGCUGAUUCGAGUGGUACGGAUAGGCCGAGAAGAAGACGCAAAUCCAAACGGAAAUUACCUCGACGACCCACUGUUGUAAGAAGAGAUGUCAAAAAAAUGCAACCAUUACCUAGGGAAGAAUAUUAUAAAUCACCAAAGCAAAUGAAAACCAACCUGAUAGAAUUUUUAGAGCGCCGUGAUAUGCAUGAAAGAUCCAAGGUUAUUGAUAUCCCUUUUUUUACAACUGGAAGCAUCAUGGCGGUCGUCAAAUCAGAUCCUUACAUAAAACGUGGCUCUACAAGAUUUGUAGGCAUUUGUAUCGCCAAAAAGAAUAACAAGUUAGGCAGUACGUUCCUCCUAAGAAAUAUUAUUGAUGGUCAUGGCAUCGAAAUGAUGUACGAAACGUAUUCGCCGCUCGUACAAAAGAUUGAAGUACUGAAAUUAGAGCGUCGACGACAAUCCAAAUUAUACUAUCUACGUGAUAAAAUGCCAUCAGAAUAUGCAGUCAAGCAAAGCUUUAAACCUGUUAAGUAUAACGAUAACAAGACAGUGCCUGUAUACAAAAGAAAAUAUUAA